AUGACACCGCCCAAGCCCAUUUGCGGGGAGGAAAAGCCUCAAGCACGUGAAAGAACCUCUGUCAGCUACGAGUUUGUGCUUGAGGAUGAGUUUGACGCGCUGUGUGUUGAGGUGAAGAGGAACGACGGUGACUCUAGCGGUAAAAGCAGCAGCGGUAACAAGUAUCCUGCAAAACUUCAUGCGCGCAAGGUUGUCAAGGAGCUUGGCGUUACCGAUGGCCUCAUCUACCUUCCUGGUGAGCCUACGCGGCUCUACGAGGACUCAGACCAAUCGCCUCCUUUCAAACAACGGAGAUACUUCUACUAUAUGAGCGGCGCCAACUUUCCUGACUGUGUUCUCACUUAUGAUAUCGCUACGGAUCGUCUCAUUCUCUGGAUUCCCUACGCUGAGCCGCGCCAGGUCUUAUACCAUGGCCCAACUCCAGACGCCGCCGAGGCCAUGCGAAAGUAUGAUGUUGACGAUGUCAGAUACACUGCUCAACUGCAAAAGUUCCUCCACAGUCAGCUCCGUCCUGAGAGGACUCUUUAUGUCAUCCAUACAGACCAGGCUCCUAAGCUUCACGACCGGCCUCGAGGACAGACCAAGAUCAACUGCUCCAAGUUGCGUCCUGCCAUGGACCAGGCCCGCGUAAUCAAGACAGAAUACGAAGUUGCGCUCAUCCGUCGUGCUGCACGCAUUUCAGCCGCCGCGCAUCGUGCUGUUGCCGAACGCCUUCUGACUAUGCGCAACGAGCAGGAUGUCGCAGCAGUUAUUCUCGCAGCUUGUACUUCACGUGGUGCACAUGUCCAGGCGUACCCAAUCAUUGCUGGUGCCGGUGUCAACGCCUCCAUAUUGCACUACGAGUCCAAUGACCAGCCACUUGAGGGAAACCAACUCAUGGUUGUCGAUGCUGGGUGUGAGUACCAAUGUUAUGCCAGCGACAUUACUCGCACCCUUCCUAUCAGCGGCUCUUUCUCAAAGCAAGCCUCCGCAAUUUACUCCAUCGUGCAGCGCAUGCAAGAAGAGUGUAUCGCACGUGUCAAACCCGGCACUAUUUACUAUGAACUGCAAAUUCAUGCCAGCGACGUUGCUCUUCAAGGUCUGCGCAAGUUGGGUCUCUUGCGAGGUAGCUUUGAUGAGAUCCAAAAGGCGGGUACUGUUGCAGCUUUCUUUCCCCACGGUCUGGGCCAUCACCUUGGUCUUGAAGUCCACGAUGUCACCGGUGAUGAGCGUCUCCUAAUGCGAGACAACUUUCACGUCGAGGGCGGAAAGCGUGAGAUGGUGACUGCUGCCGCGUUGGUGGCCAUGCACCGCCUGGCUUCAACCACAGGCCCAAUCAAGCCGAGACAGGCUCUUCAGCCUAACAUGAUAGUUACAAUUGAGCCAGGAAUCUACUUCUGCCGUCCUUUCAUUGAGGGAUACUUCUUGAACAACUCGACACAUGCAAAGUUUAUCAAUCGUGACCUCCUCGAGACAUAUUAUCCCGUUGGCGGCGUGCGUAUCGAGGAUGAUAUCCUUGUUACGUACGGAGGUUAUGAAAACCUGAGCUCUGGUGCGCCCAAGGGUGACGAGAUGCUUGACGUAAUUAACGGCAAUUUUGAGAAGAUUUAA
Messenger RNA from Fusarium pseudograminearum CS3096, 1590 nucleotides. RefSeq lists its product as uncharacterized. The transcript has 5 exons. Lineage: Eukaryota; Fungi; Ascomycota; Sordariomycetes; Hypocreales; Nectriaceae. The record is from RefSeq and is a predicted model, not a curated record. Gene Ontology annotation, molecular function: manganese ion binding; metalloaminopeptidase activity. The coding region runs from base 1 to 1590 and encodes 529 amino acids.